Scheffersomyces amazonensis is the source of this 1416-nucleotide messenger RNA. RefSeq names its product S-adenosylmethionine-homocysteine S-methyltransferase (gene SAM4). NCBI's taxonomy places the organism in Eukaryota, Fungi, Ascomycota, Pichiomycetes, Serinales, Debaryomycetaceae. Gene Ontology annotation, biological process: S-methylmethionine cycle. The transcript has a single exon. Bases 108 to 1088 code for a protein of 326 amino acids. The record is from RefSeq and is a predicted model, not a curated record. Gene Ontology annotation, molecular function: S-adenosylmethionine-homocysteine S-methyltransferase activity.
AGUGAAGGGCCAUCGCUAGACAGUUUACACAAGAGAAAGAGAAAGAGAAAGAAUAUUUGUAAUAGUAAUAGUAAUAGUUAUAGUAGUAGUAAGUAUUCCAAUUUAGUAUGUCGGACCUUAGAGAUAUUCUCAAAGCAAAGAGAUUGGUUCUUGACGGAGCUCUUGGGACAGAGUUAGAAAGAAUCAUUCCUAAGAAUGAUGAGUACCAGCCGCGUCGCAACCCAUUGUGGUCAGGGCAAGUCCUUUUAAAUAAACCCGAAUUAGUAGAGUUAGUUCAUCAAAGCUAUUUAGAUAUUUCUGAUGUAGAUAUGUUGAUCACUUCAACGUAUCAGACUAGUUAUCAAAGUUUGCAAAAAUUUGGACGAUUAAAUAAUACUGAAAUUACCGAUUUAUGGGCUAGAUCAGUUGCAGUAAUUGAAUCAGCCAUUGCAAAAAGUAGUACUAACCGGAAAAUUUAUGUAGUAGGAUCGAUAGGACCAUAUGCGACAUUAUUAUGUGAUGGAUCUGAAUAUACGGGAGAUUACAAGCAGGACGAUAAUAAUAAACUUGAAGAUAUUAUUGUAGAUUACUAUCGUCCCUUGUAUGAAUAUUGGGUUAAGAAUGAUAGAAUAGAUGUAAUUGGAUUUGAGACUAUUCCAAAUUUUACAGAACUAAAGAGUAUAAUUAAGUUGGUUAAGAGUAUAUCACCAAAGAAAUUAUUCUACAUUAGUUUCAAUUUCAAAGAUGAUACUCAGUUAGUAGAUGGAACUCCUAUUAAUCAAGUACUUGAAUACAUAGUGGAUCAAAUUCCAUAUAUUGAAUCUCAAUUAUUAGCUAUUGGAUUAAAUUGUAUUGAUUAUAGAAAGAUCACUGCUAUUGUGACAAAGAUCAAUAAACUACAAGGUGAUAUUUUUAAUCUCAUCAUAUAUCCUAAUCUUGGAUUCGAAUAUAGUGAUGAUAUUGGAGAAUAUCGAGCCAAUAAAAGAGAAGACCACUGGAUAGCCAGUAUUAAAGAAUGGUUAAAGUUCGCUAAUGUUAGAGUCAUUGGAGGUUGCUGCAGUACAGAUCCGUCUGAUAUCAAGCAGGUUAGACAACUAAUUGAGGAAUAGAAGUGUUUAUAUUAUACCGUCUUGUUCUGAAAACCACUACUGAAUGUCUUAGAUUAUUCUUGGUUCAUUGAGGAUGUCGAAGAGUGCAGUCCUUGACACUUUGUCUGUGCAGAAGAAAAAUACAUGUGUUUAUUACCAGAUCAGUUAAUUCUAGUUGUUACUGUCUCAUUUGUCUAUAUGAUAACAUUUGAUCUAUGUUAUCUCGGCUACUCCAUAUAUCUAUCAGUUUACCGGAAAUCCAUUUCCGAUUCCUGAGAUGAAGAUAUUGCGAAUAGUUCCGACCCGACUAGAAAUAUCGAUUUGUAUUUGUCUCUCAUGUUACAUGUUG